Molecule: messenger RNA, 1677 nt
Organism: Zychaea mexicana
Lineage: Eukaryota; Fungi; Mucoromycota; Mucoromycetes; Mucorales; Lichtheimiaceae
Product: SPX domain-containing protein
Exons: 8
Coding region: 348-1460 (370 amino acids)
Biological process (GO): phosphate ion transport; cellular response to phosphate starvation
Cellular component (GO): plasma membrane; Golgi apparatus; cytoplasm
Molecular function (GO): inositol hexakisphosphate binding
Source: RefSeq, a predicted model, not a curated record
CUUUUUUUGAUGCAAUGACAGCACUGAAUGGUGACCACGUGUGGCCAUGGUAGGUUCAGUUUCCAACAAAUCCAAAGACACCCGUCAUCUUACUACGUACUACAAUCUUAUUUUCUUAUUCUUGCCCUCUUUAACUUUUUUUUGUUCGAGGCGGGGGCCUAAAUCAUAUAAAGGGAAAACGGCCCGGCCUCUCUUUCCAUUCUCUCUCUCUCUCUCUCUCUCUCUCUCUCUCUCUCUUUGCAUCUCUUUCUCUCUCUCUCCACGCAUACAGGGCAAACAACAUCCUAUACACACAUACAAGAUACAUUCUUUCUUUUUUGCCCCUGUAAACCUCUAUCUUUCAUGUCAUGAAAUUUGCAAAGUACCUUGAGAGCGAGAGCAUACCAGAAUGGAGAAAAGCCUAUAUUAACUAUAAGGGUCUUAAAAAGCGACUUAAGGCUGUUGACAAGUUCCGGAAAACCAACGAACGUAAAGCGGCUAUAGAACUCGACCAUACGUUUCAGGGCAUCGUUGACCCGGACAGUGACCCUGAACCGGGUAUCAUUGCUCGGCCUGCCAUUUUUAAAACAGACACUGCUGCAACAGGCGAAUGGCGGUGGCCUUGGAACUUUGCGACAAACAAUUCGCAAUGGUUCUCCGAGAACCCGCCAUUGCAUCGACACCAGUCAUUUCCACAAUCACUCAUUCGAAGAAUAUCGUCUCGAUUCAACAAUGACGAUACUGAACUGUAUCGUGUCCCCUCACAGACAGCAUCGAUCCGUAGCUCCACAACAAUGUCAAUAUUAGAAGAAGCUCUGCUACAUGCAAGUGAAUCCGAACGUGUCUUUUUUGCCAUUUUGAAUGGUGAAUUGGAUAAAGUGUCAAGGUUCUAUGAUGAAAAGGAGAAAGAAGCCAGGACCAAACUAGAAGCACUCAAGAUUCAAAUGCAAUUGAUUGCCGAGUAUGGCCGUCGGCUGCUUGAGAUUCCGAACCCAGAAGACCAACCGAGUCGACAGCAACAGCAAAACGGAUAUGGCAUUCCAUUACCAAACGGCUUCAGAGGCGAGGAUGUGCAUCAGAGCUGGUUUGACUGGCUCAAUCGCCAUCGCAACAAACCCGGCAACGGAAUGGUUCCUUUGCAACUGCCACAAGUGUCAUCCACUAUAGACUACUCCGCCGAUCAUCAUGUUGCUCGAAGCAGACUAAAAAAGGCACUGACAGAAUAUUACCGCAGUCUAGAAUUUCUACGCUCGUACAAAGUUUUGAAUGAAACAGGGUUCCACAAGAUUCUUAAAAAGUUUGACAAGGUAUUUUCCAUAACCAGUGUCUUUUAUACUGCCACUAUGGCCACCCACCCACCCACACACACACACACACAUAUAUAUAUAACACGCGUCUUAGACCGCUGGCUGGAAAGCAAGUCAAUUAUACCUGCAACGGUUAAAAAAGUAUCACUGGGUCACAUCCAGCGAGCUGGAUAGUAACAUUAAGGAAACAGAGGUACAUUUGUUAGUUAUCGCUUCAGAGGCACUUCUAGGAAAAGAAAGAACACUUAAUUGUUCCAUCACGAUAGACACUUUACGUUGACGAAUUUGCGGACGGCCAUCGUCGUCGAGGUAUGCGUAAACUGCGCGUACCUGAAAAGCAAGAGGAUUAUAAUUCGACGACGCUGCGUAUUGGCCUGUACAUUGGCAUGGC